This is a messenger RNA of Lepisosteus oculatus (spotted gar), 2226 nucleotides long. The record is from RefSeq and is a predicted model, not a curated record. Lineage: Eukaryota; Metazoa; Chordata; Actinopteri; Semionotiformes; Lepisosteidae.
AUAGUUCCGCGAGUAGGAACGCUGAUAAUCAUGCACUGCUACGAGUAAAACUUUUUUCCUCAUAAGAUAUUAAACGCGAUAUUGGUAUCUGUCCUGAAUAUAUUACUGUUCUUUUUCAUCCGUGCGAAUGAAAGGCUUUAUUGACUGUCACUGUCAUAUAUCGGCUACGGAGUUUGAUAAUGACCUUGAAGAUGUCAUAGAAAACUCUAAAAAGGCUGGACUUCUAGCACUGGUUGCAGUAGCUGAACAUGCUGGGGAAUUUGAUAAAAUCAUAGAGCUCUCUAGCAGGUUCCCUGGGUUUGUGUGGCCCUCACUCGGUGUUCAUCCAGUCCAGGAUGUGCCUCAGAGGGGGGCGACACUUCAGGAUUUAGAUGCUGCCCUACCCCUGAUAGAAAAAUACAAGGAUCAUCUCUUAGCCAUAGGAGAGGUUGGGUUGGACUUCACACCUCGAUUUGUCACCAAUGAGAACCAAAAAGAUGAACAGCGGCAGGUGUUAAUCCGACAGAUUGAGAUUGCUAAAAGACUGGAUCUACCACUAAAUGUCCAUUCAAGAUCUGCUGGAAGACCGACAAUUAAUCUAUUGAAGGAACAAGGAGCGAAGAAUGUCCUGCUUCAUGCAUUUGAUGGAAAACCUUCAGUGGCCUUGGAGGGUAUCAAGGCUGGCUAUUUCUUUUCAAUCCCACCCUCAAUCAUACGGAGUGAACAGAAGCAAAAAUUAGUGAAGCAACUGCCACUGGAGUUCAUGUGCCUGGAAACUGAUUCCCCUGCACUGGGACCAGAAAAACAGGACAUAGAAGAUGUUAUUACGAGAGCAAAAGAGACUGGAGUUAAGGCUUUUAUUUCAGUAACAGAAGAAGUAAAAGAAUUUGAAAGAGUUAUUCAACUUAGUAAAAGCUAUCCAGCUCUGGUGAGUCCAUGUCUGGGAAUUCACCCAAUUCAAAAGUGGGGUUCCCAGGACCAGCACAGUGUCAGAUUGGAGGAUUUGGAGCCAGCCCUGCCCUUUUUCCAGAAGUACAGGGAUGAAAUAGUAGCAGUUGGUGAGAUAGGUCUCGACUACACACCUUGGUAUGCCCCUGACGCACAGCACCAUGAGGAACAACUGAGAGUCUUCAGAAAGCAAGUGCAAAUUGCCAAGGAACUUGAUUUGCCAGUAAAUGUCCACUCCCGUUCAGCUGCAGCGAUCACCAUUGCAAUUCUGAAAGAGCAAGGUUGGGAUGCUUUGAGAUAAUAAAACCUGAUAGCUUUCAUUCUUAUCUCAAAAGCUCUGGACUCAAAAACCUCAUAAGAAUGUUGACUCCUUUCCAACAACAUACCAUUUCUUUGACAAAUGAUGUGAACUCAUUUUCUGAAAAGUGAAUAUUAUAAAUUGAAGCCUGAAUGCUCAACCUGUACACUUUUAUGGAUGAAAAAAGUUAAAUGUCGGCAAAAUCUGCAAAGGAAAAUAUUUUAAAAAAUCUAUUCACCACAUUAACUACUGGUAACUACUGGAAAACUGCUUUAAAAAGUCACACAAUUAGUUGAUUGGCUGUUAAUGCCUCCGUGUGGAUUAAUAGUGGUUCACACAUGAUUUCAGAAUAAGCACAGUUAAUCAGGCAGUGAAUUUCAAGCAAAGAUUCAAUUAUAAAGUUCAAGAGCCUUUCAAAACAAGUCAGGAGUAAAGCUGUGUAAAGCCACAGAUCAGGAGACAGGUAUAAAAAUCCAAAGAUUAUAUACCAAUUGAAGCAUGGUCAAGUCAAUCAUUAAGAAGUGGAAAGUGUAUGAUAUCAUCCAGACCAUGCCUAGAUCAAUCAGUUCCUCCUAACCAGUGGCCUGGUAAGGAAGAAGCUGGUGAGAGAUGCCACUCUGAGGCCAAUAGCAACAUUAAAAAAGCUCCAAGGUUCAAUGAGUAGAAAUCAUUAUAGGGUUGAACAUAAUAUUCAGUUUGAAUAUAUGUAUUGUAUGAUUUACCUAAAUUGAUUUGCAAAAAGAAAUAUGUAUGCAUUAUACAUUGUUUUACAGAAAGUGUAACAGAAAAUAUAUAUGUAUUAUAAAUGCUUAACAACAAGCAGAUUUCUGUUACAGAAGAAGAAUGCAAUACAUAUUUUCCCAACAAUAUGCACUGCAUAUUUUUCCAACAGUAGUUUUUACAUAAUUAGUUGUUUAACAUUUUUUUCCAAAGGAACAGCAGCAAAGUCUCACCUUGUUUAAAGUAGAGCUCAUGGCCCCUGCAGAUAGAUGCUGAUAUUA